This is a messenger RNA of Papaver somniferum (opium poppy), 411 nucleotides long. RefSeq names its product RING-H2 finger protein ATL56-like. The transcript has a single exon. The record is from RefSeq and is a predicted model, not a curated record. Lineage: Eukaryota; Viridiplantae; Streptophyta; Magnoliopsida; Ranunculales; Papaveraceae. The coding region runs from base 1 to 411 and encodes 136 amino acids.
AUGGUCAUGGCAAUUGUCAUAUCAGUGAUAUUAUUAUUUGUGGGAAUUGGAGUUUUAGUAAUGGUUCAUGUUUGUAUUGUUGGAAGAGCUUUUAGAAGAGGUUUCGACUCGGAGAAUAACGCAAACGUUAAUCAUCAUCAAAGAGAUGGGAAUAAUAGAAGUAAUAAUAGUAUGUCUCACGAUGAUUUAGAAAAGCUUCCUUGUUAUGAAUUCAAAUCAUUAGAGAAACAAACAAGUAGUCCUAUUGAUUGUUGUGCUGUUUGUUUGGAAACUUUCAAAAUGGGUGAAAAAUGUAGAUUACUCCCACUUUGCAAACAUAGAUUUCAUGCUCAGUGUGUUGAUUCAUGGUUAUUAAAAACACCUAUUUGUCCUAUAUGUCGAACAAGUGCUGGUAAUUCUCAUAGGAGAUAA